AGUUGCAAUCACUUGCCAAACAUAUAUAGUAUAUAUGUAUAUAUGUAUAACUAAGCUAUAUAUUAGCGAUCGUCUGGUUUAAAAGCAAUCCCUGCGCCGUUCUUGACGCAGUUUCCAAAUCGUUCGCGUUUCGAGUGCUUCAAUUUGUGGAGCGAAGCGAGCGCGUUGUUUCCUGUUCUGUGUUGAGCUUGACGUGAGGUAAAAAAAAAGAAAACAGGCGCGCGGAAGUUGUAGAUGUAGUGCAUACGUAACUCAUAAUACCCAGGUGCACAGAGCAGAGCAGACGUGGCACAAAAACGAAAUACAAAUUAAGCUCUUUGCUGUUGUUGUUUUGGUUCUUUGGCUGCUUGCAUCGUGAUUGCAUUGCUCUGGUUACCUCUGGUUAGCCCCUGUUUUUUGCCCGGUUUCCCGGUGGCCCACUCCGCCACCUGACAUAAUUGAAUUUGUGCAGUGUCAAAGGCAAAGGGCGGCACUUUGCGCCCUAGUCAAUUGACCUUGUCCAAGCCUGAACCAUCCGAAUCACCUAUUGAACCACCCAACUUAACCUGCAGGUUGAAGGCAAACCACUAAAACGGCUACAGCGGUGCAACGCAUUCUACAAUUGUUGAUGCAACAGCAGCUAAAACUGCUGCGAAAAUUCCAUCAAGUGACUGCAUUGGCAAAACGUUAAGCAUACGCCCCGUAGCCCCGUCGGACAAGCGAAUUCAAAGUGAAAGUGAGUGAGCGUGCAAGUGUGAGAGUUUAAGAGCGAGAGAGAAAGCGAGAGAGGGAGUCGAAAGUCAAGUGUAAAGCUAAAAGCCAGAGUGCAAGCGUGCUAAUAACCAGCAUAAAACUGGGUAACUUUUGGCUUAUAAUUAGAGAUUACCUCUUCGCCAAAAUGGGUCCACCGAAUAUGACGGCAGCCGUGCACGGCACAGAGCUGCCACCGAAGACCACGGAGCGCAGCGAUGCGCCCCUUGAGCUGACAGGCUAUCGCAAAUGGCUGAGCGAUAAUCUGAUGCUCCUUGUCACGCUCUCCGGCGUCAUGUUGGGCGUCAUUUUGGGCCUCUCGUUGCGUCCGUUGCACUUGCAUGAGGACUCCAUUAUGUUGAUCUCUUAUCCGGGCGAGCUGUUCAUGCGCGUGCUGAAGCUCAUGAUACUGCCAUUGGUUAUCUCCAGCCUGAUUGCCGGCUCGGCUAGUCUCAAUGCUAAGAUGAAUGGCAAAAUCGCGCUGCGCACGCUCGUCUAUUUCGCCACUACCUCGUUGUUCAAUGCGGCGCUGGGCAUUGCUCUUGUACUGCUUAUUCAUCCAGGAAAUCCAGACUUACACAAUGCAGAUGAUCGUGCGUCGGAUAGGCGUGCGGUUAAGUUAUUGGACAGCCUUUUGGAUUUGGGCAGAAACGUAUUCCCGGACAACCUAUUCCAGGCCUCGAUACAGCAGGCGCACACUGUCUACCUGCCCAAGCCAAGCGUUGUACAUAGCUUUAAUGAUACAGCGAACGAUACGACUGUGGGACUAGUAAACGGUGUGGAGGCGCAACGACAAAUUCCAGAGAUGGAGCCGGUGGUGAUGGUGAGGGAUGUGCAAUAUCGCAGCGGCACCAAUACGCUGGGCAUUGUGUUCUUUUGUCUGGUCUUUGGCACCGUCUUGGGCACCAUCGGGCAGAAGGGUCAGGUGGUUGUGGACUUCUUUGCUGCCGUAUUUGAGGUGAUCAUGAAGAUGGUGACGUGCGUCAUGUGGCUAACGCCGGUGGGCAUCAGUUCGGUCAUCGCUGGCAAAAUACUGAGUGUCGAUAAUCUGAGCCUGGUGAUGGCCCAGCUGGUGUGGUUCAUCAUAACGGUGGCUAUCGGUGUGGUCAUCUAUCAGCUGAUUGUGAUGCAGUUCAUCUACUUUGUGUUCGUGCGACGCAACCCCUUCAAGUUCUACAAGGGCCUCAUUGAGGCCAUGCUAACCGCCUUUGCUACCGCAUCAACCGCCGCCGCUCUGCCGCUGACAUUCCGCUGCAUGAGCGAGAAGCUGCGCAUUGAUCCGCGCAUCACACGCUUCGUCCUGCCCAUUGGCUGCAAUAUCAACAUGGACGGCACCGCCCUCUUCAUAGCUGUCGCCUCCAUCUUCAUUGCCCAGAUGAGCGGCAUGGUGCUGGGCUUUGGUGAGCUGUUGACCGUACUGCUGACCUCCACGGCGGCGUCCAUGAGUUCGGCGAGCGUGCCGAGCGCAGCGCUGGUGCUGCUGCUAGUUGUCCUGACCGCCAUCGAUGCACCCGUUCAGGAUGUGACGCUGCUCUUUGCCGUGGAUUGGUUUGUCGAUCGCAUACGCACCACCAACAAUAUGCUAGGGGACUGCUAUGCCGCCGCUGUAGUCGAGGAGCUUUCGCGCAAGGAGCUAAUGGCCUUGGAUGCUGCAGCUGUCAAUUAUCAGGAUCUACCCGCUGGCACGCCUAAUGGCCAUCACGUGGGCCUGCUGGAGGGGCAAACGGAAUUGGAGUCGCCCGGCAAAUGCCAAUUGAAUGAUUCCGUCGUCGUGGACAUGAACGCCGUGAUGAACAAUGUGAAUCUGCAACAGGAGCCAAGCAAUCGACGGGUCUAAGCGACAAACAUGAUAUCUAAGAGAAGCACCAAAAGCACGUAGAUUACCACCAAUAGACCACAGUGUUCCCCCAACAACAACAACAACACCUUUUGAUAAACUCUUUUUUGAUUUUUGAUGAAGCAACUUUUCGAAAAAAAGCUUAAAAAAUAGUUAAACAUUUAUAGAAAUAUCAAUCCAGCUGUUUGUGAGACUGUCCAAAUAGAAUUUUGUCUAUGAGUUAAACCCACCCUGAGAAAAGAAGUAGAA
Molecule: messenger RNA, 2815 nt
Organism: Drosophila hydei
Lineage: Eukaryota; Metazoa; Arthropoda; Insecta; Diptera; Drosophilidae
Gene: Eaat2
Product: excitatory amino acid transporter
Exons: 7
Coding region: 878-2566 (562 amino acids)
Biological process (GO): L-glutamate transmembrane transport
Cellular component (GO): plasma membrane
Molecular function (GO): glutamate:sodium symporter activity; neutral L-amino acid transmembrane transporter activity; L-glutamate transmembrane transporter activity
Source: RefSeq, a predicted model, not a curated record